AUGCCCGUCCCCACCUCUCCCGAGCAGGGCGACAACGUCGACCAGACCCCCGCCGACCUCUCCGAGUUCCCCGGCGAGGACGGUCAAGGAGCCAUCUCCAUCCGCGCCCUGAUCAGUACCAAGGAGGCCGGAAUCAUCAUCGGUCAACAGGGAAAGACCGUCGCGGGGAUCAGGAACGAGAACGAGGUCAAGGCUGGGGUCAGCAAGGUCGUACAGGGCGUACAGGACCGAGUUUUGAGCAUCACUGGGCAGGUCGAGAAUGUCUCCAAGGCCUUUGCUCAAGUCGCCAAGACCCUCUUGGAAACCCCUCUCGCCGACCCCGAACACCUUCCCAGCAACGCCUUCACCUCGAUGCGAUUGCUCAUCUCGCACAACCUCAUGGGAUCCAUCAUCGGUAAAUCCGGAGCGACCAUCAAACAGAUCCAAGACGCUUCCGGCGCCAGGAUGGUCGCCUCUAAAGAGAUGCUUCCCCAAUCCACCGAACGGGUCGUCGAGAUCCAGGGGAACGUCGAGGCUAUCAAACAGGCCGUUCAUCAGAUCGGAGAGUGCCUCUUGAGGGACUGGGACAGGGCUCAGGGGACUAUCUAUUACCAACCCGGUGCGGCUGGUGAUCAGGGUGUCCUCGCCGGAGGUCUCGGUGCGGCCACCGUCACCGGACCUACCGGUGGGAUCAGGAGGGCUAGUGCUACCCCGGCCUUUGGCGGCAAUGGAGAGAGGAGGAUGAGCAGGGCCGCUCCUCAGCUCGGUGGAGACAGGAGGAGGUCGGAAGGUGGGAACGGAAGUGGACAGGGCUUGCCUCCGGCUUCUCUGCCUGCUGCCGGGCAAGGAUCGUUCGGAGGUGAAGUCGACCCCAACUUGAGGACGCAGAGCAUCUCGAUUCCGAGCGACAUGGUCGGCUGUAUCAUCGGACGUGCCGGAUCCAAGAUCACCGAGAUCCGACGACUUUCCGGGUCCAAGAUUUCGAUCGCCAAGACUCCCCACGACGACAGCGGUGAGAGGAUGUUCACCAUCGUCGGACCUCCCGAGGCCAACGAAAAGGCCUUGUUUUUGCUCUACAACCAGCUCGAGAGCGAGAAGCAGAGGCGGGUCGGUGCUACCCUCGGCGAGCCGAUCCAGGAAGAAAUCUAA
Messenger RNA from Filobasidium floriforme, 1128 nucleotides. Its product is annotated as cytoplasm protein. Bases 1 to 1128 code for a protein of 375 amino acids. Gene Ontology annotation, molecular function: mRNA 3'-UTR AU-rich region binding. The record is from RefSeq and is a predicted model, not a curated record. The transcript has 4 exons. Lineage: Eukaryota; Fungi; Basidiomycota; Tremellomycetes; Filobasidiales; Filobasidiaceae. Gene Ontology annotation, cellular component: nucleus; cytoplasm. Gene Ontology annotation, biological process: 3'-UTR-mediated mRNA stabilization.